Diversispora eburnea is the source of this 2058-nucleotide messenger RNA. The record is from the annotation of a GenBank genome assembly. Lineage: Eukaryota; Fungi; Glomeromycota; Glomeromycetes; Diversisporales; Diversisporaceae.
AUGUGCUUCUCUAGUUCUAAUGAUAUAAACGGUACAUUAGCAUUAACAAUUGGAGGAGAAAUAGCAGGUCCCUUUGUUCCUUGGCUAGAAGCUGCCAAGAAAAUAAUCGGUGAAAUCACUAAAAUUUUUAGAAAUGCUCAGUAUAACCAAAAAACUUGUAAAGUUCUAGUAAAGCGUGUUAAUGCUAUUUCAGAUGUUAUUGAAAAACUAAAUAAACAGAAGGAAGAGAACGAGAAAUUUCGUGAUCAAUCCUAUUAUAAUGCUUUCGUUCGGUUUGUCAGAAUAUUAAAAGAAAUUAAGGAAUUUAUUCAAGAUGUUUCUCAACUUAAAGGUCAACGAAAGUAUGCACAUGGCUCUGCUAUUAAAGAUCGUUGUAAAGAUCUCAUAGAGGAAUUUGAAGAUUGUUGCAGUAGUAUACAAUUUAUAAUCGUAAUUUCUCAAGAAGAUCGAGAAAAGGAAGAUGUUUACCUUGAAGAGGAUGUUAUUGCUAUGCGAAAGUUCUUAGAGUCAAUUGGACAAGGAGCAACUAUAAUAGAUGAAGAAAAUGGCAUAAAACUUGAUUUAGUUUUUGAUGAAGUAUCAGAAAUGCAAAAAAAGGUCAAGAAAAGUGAAAAUGACGAAUUACUGACAGCACCACAAAUACUUCCAACUGAUUUAACUACAAUUGGAAGAAAAGUAGAAAGGGGAAAAAUAUACAAACAAAUAUUAAGACAAGCAGUUCCUGUAGCUUGUAAACCUGUUGUAAUACCUGAUAAUUCAAAAGCCAGAAAGAUUAAAGGUCAAUUAGCUAUUCUAGAACGAUUACAUUCAUCAAAUAAUAUAAUCAAAUUUCACGGAGUUGCUACUAUUAAUGGUCGUCAACAUAUAAUAUUAGAUUGGGCUGAACACGGAAAUUUGAAAGAAGUAUAUUCAAGAGAAUUUUUAGAUUGGACAAUCAAAUUGAAAUUAGCUCACGAAAUAUGUAACGGUCUAGUAUUUUUACAAGCAUGUGAUAUUUAUCAUCAUGAUAUACGUUGUGAAAACAUUUUGAUAACUGGUGACACAAUUUAUGAAGCAAAAAUUGCAAACUUUUACCUUAGUCGUGAUAUUGCACAAAUUAGUCACGGAAUACAGAAUUUAGCUGGUAUAAUUCGAUGGUUGGCCCCCGAAAAAAUGCCUAAAGGCAAUAGUCCAAUAAAGGAACCAUAUACAUUUAAAUGUGAAAUCUUUAGUUUUGGAAUGUUACUGUGGGAGCUCGCCUUUCAAAAAUUUCCAUACAAGUCAAUGCAAAUGCAAGAGAUUACUGAACAUGUUUUGGCUGGAAAAAGAGAAGAAUUAGACUUUAGUUCUACUGAUUCAUCAGAAAUAAUAAUGAUAUUCCGUGGUGUAAUUGAAGCUUUGAUUAAAGACUUGUUCCGAAUCUUUUCGGAAAGCCGUCCCGAUUUUGAAGAACAACCCGAAAUUGAAUAUAAACUUUUAGAACCCGAUGAUACUGAAAAUAAUGAUUUAUUGGUUCAAUCAUUAUCUUUAAAACCCAUACCUUCACUUGAUGAAGGUAUUGCAGCCCAUAAAAGAAAUGAACAUGAAAAAGCAUGGGAAUGUUUUGAAAUUCAUGCUCAACUUGAUGAUCCAAAAGCUAAAUAUUGGAUGGGAUAUUAUUUAUGGGAAGGUUUUUAUAAACAAAAAGACCCUGAAAGAGCGAAAGAAUUGUUUAAAGCAGCAGCAGAUGCGGGUGUUGCUGAUGCUCAGCUUCGUUACGCGUUUGCUGUAUCAAAAGAUAAUUUUUCAGAAUUUCUUAAAUAUUUAGUUAAAGCUGCUGAUAGUGGUAACCCUACAGCUUUAUUUAAUAUUGCUGAUAUUCAUAUAAAAGGAAGAAUUGGUAUUGAUAAGAAUGCAAAGAAAGGAUUACAAUAUUUGAGAUUGGCAGCUUUGAAAGGUCAACCUAAAGCUAUUGAAGCACUAAAAAAAUAUGACUUAAGUUCAAUACAAGCGCCCAUUAAUGGGACACCUGAAGAUUACAUCAAAUAUUUAUUCGGAAGACAAUCCAGAGCAAAGACCAACCAUAGAAAAUAUUUGUGA